AUGUGGGACGAGAUCCCCGAGGACGAAGGGAUAAAGCGCGAGGGACAGCUCGUCAAUGAGGUCUGGAAAGACAUGAUUAAUCGAGGUGCCCGUACCCACCGCUUCCACAAUACCUACGCGUCUGCCCAGGAGAUUCUUACUCACCAAUUACAACCACAAGUACAGCCUAACCGUCCGUUACUCUUGGUGCGCGAGCUUGUAGACCAAGGCUUGCGCCUGCGGAAGACCUCUGCUGCCAGGAUCAUUCUGGUCCUCGGAAAUAAUCCCAAGGCCAAGAAUGGCAAGAGUUUUCGACUGAAGGUCAACCAAGCUGACAUCGAAUAUAUCUUACGGAAGAUCAAGGUCAUUUUCUUGGUCUUCAACUCCGGACGGGAUGACGGCCCGGGAUCGACCUCUCCCGUCUUCCCGACGAGAGACCUGACACCUAUAAAUCUCACCUUUUCCGAUCUCCCGCCUCCUAUUCGCCCUCGGUCUUCUAUCGAGCAUCGUACUCAACACGAACCACGAGUAAUGGAAGAAAAUAGACUCCGACAAGUUCCGAACGCCUCAACUACACCGUACCAUUAUCGCAUCAUCGUCGUAUAUGCAACUGAUGGGUUUGACCGACGAGUUGACCUGCAGACGCAAAAUUCCAACGACGCAGACACUUUAAACCUCAUCCAAAGCGUUGUGUCCCAUCUGGCCAGCCUUGGGGGUCUUUCCAUCAGUUUAGACCAACUCCGCGAACAUAUUCUUUCCUUGCACGGGACGUACUCAAAUCUCGAUUGGCGUGUCACCACCCUAGAGGAAAACGCCAGCACUGUCCCUGAGCAGCCUUCUGAAUCAGGUACCGUUGCGCCUUCUCGAACAUUAUGUGCUUCGAUACUCAAUGAGAGAUGCCAAGACGCCGAUGGUGAAUCCGACCAGCCCAUUGCCCUCUCUCGGGAAAGUUCUCUCAGAUCCCUUGAAACCGAGGGGUCUUCUAGCUCGAACAAUAGUAGCACGAGUAGCAUUUUAAUCGAGCUUAUGCCAGUCGAGCCUGAAACCUCUGCGUCCCUCGGCCCACUUGUAUCUUCGGAUGGCAUUCCGACUCACGACGACCUUGAACUUGCCUCGAUCACAAACUGGCAGAACAGAAUUAGCGACGAGCUGCUGGCGAUGAGGCGAACACAAGAAACCCUGCGAGCUGAGUCUCUUGUCAGGGCUGGCAGAGACGAACACUUACGAUGGAAGGUGGAUGUGUUGGCUACAGCUGUUGCAGAACACCACACAAUUAUCCAUAGGCCUGUUCAAGAAUCAAUGGUAUUCCACGUUCAUGGGGGAAACUUCAAUCAAGUCCUCAGCCAACAAGCCACCAUUCAGAAUACGCAUAUUGACGACAUCCGAUAUUUCACCCCCACUUUCAUGGACAUCUCUGCCUCCGAUAUUGUGAUCAUGGUAAUGGGCCCGAGCGGGACAGGGAAAACAAAUUUCCUUAGCAAGGCGGCCGAUAUCAAUCUGCGGCGCGGAGACAGGCUGCAUUCCGACAGUCAUUCAUUUCAGCUGGUUGAUUUCCAUGUCGACGAGCUUAAUCGUCGUGUCAUCCUCGUCGACACCCCAAGCUUAGACUCGUCUUACGGAGCACUGAAAGCCAUCGCUGACUGGCUAGACAACGUGUACGGGAAUGAUGCCAAGUUGGUUGGGAUACUCUAUCUUCAGAGUAUCGCUGCUGUUCGCAUGGAAGGGGGUCUUUCCGUGAUGCUCAAGACCUCAUUUCGAGAUAUCUGCGGGUCGGACUCCCUCGAGAACGUCGGCCUCGUAACGACCAUGUGGGAUCAAACCCCGGACCACGAAGCAAAUAAGCGCCAGGAGGAGUUACGGCUGUUCUGGUCACAGUCAAUCCACGAGUCCUCUCUCGUUUAUCGUUUCAACAAUACGAAUGAAUCCGCGUGGAAAAUCAUCUCCCAACAGUUGCGCAGCAUUGUCGCCAGGCAGAAGGUGUCUCCAACUCCAUCUAUUUCAGCCAGCCAACCAUUUCUCCGACGCCUGGCAUCUCCCUUCAAGAGGAAGAAGGAAAUAGGUGGACGACUUUUGGGAACGGCGGAACUGCCUGCUGACUUCCGGGCACGAGCUGACCUUUUCCGUCGAAGAUCUGGCUAUUCUACGGUCUCGAUCCUGCUUCAACCCCGCAGUUUGUGCGACCAAUCCUGCGACGAUUCCAGCAUUUCUAUUCAGAUAAAGAGCACCUUCGACGAUGGUCAGACAUUCGAUGAAACCCAGACCUCAAUGACCUCGCUUAGGGAAAGCCUUCCGUUCCCUGAUUCACCACAAACGGGAUCAGCGAAGAAAACUGCCGAGGCACGACGUAGCCGGUUCUACUCGCACGCCCCCCGCAAUAUCACUGAACUUUCCUUGGGUGGAAGGGACGAUGGCUCAUAUUUCCCUUCUGAACGCCGGUCUGCAGAAGCAGCCGAGCCCAAGUACGUUCGCAUCGCCGGCAAUGUCAUCAACAUAUACGUCUCUCCUGGAUCCCUUGAGGGGGAUGCCCGUACGUCGUCUUCUCUUAGCUCUAGUCCAGGGUCCUGA
This is a messenger RNA of Cyclocybe aegerita, 2544 nucleotides long. The record is from the annotation of a GenBank genome assembly. NCBI's taxonomy places the organism in Eukaryota, Fungi, Basidiomycota, Agaricomycetes, Agaricales, Hemipholiotaceae.